CCACCGCUAGUUCGUCACCUUCCCCUUAAUUCAUGUAAAACCCAAAUCAACCUUUUCCCAAAAACUCACCCAUCACCAUUUUCACACACUACUGUGUGCGUUACUCCCCUUCCCUCCCUCUCUCAAUACUUCAAUUUCAACCCUCAACAGUUGGUGGUUCACUUCAAUCAAUCUUAGGGCUUUCUUUCUUCUUCAAUGGCCCUCAGAGUUGCAGGUUUUCGCUGGUACGAUGGAUUCUUUCUAUCAAUGCUCGCCUUCAGCAUAAUAAUGGUUGUGUUAAGUUGGCAUCGAUAUCAUGGAUGUAAAUUACCAUUGCACCUGUGGCUUGCGGUUGACUAUGGGGCUGUUUUUGUUUUUAGAAUCUUGAUGUUUGUGGAUAAUUGGAUUGCAUCUGCUGUUCGAUUGGAUUAUGGUCGGCAGCUAAGAGGCAGUCGAUUAAUUGGAAGAUUGGUGGUUAUAUCUAUUUUAUAUGGAGUGUUGUAUCCCUUUCUUUGGGGAUGGAGUUUUAUCGGGGCUAUAUGGUUUGCGGCUGCAAGAAAAUGUUUGCCGGAGAAAAACCAGAAAUGGGGAUUUCUUGUAUGGUUACUAUUUAGCUUUUGUGGGCUCAUCUGCCUCGCGGGUAGUUUUGGAAAAAAGUGGUUAAUUAGAAGGCAAGCUCAUGUACGACGUGCGCCACAGGGGACUCGUGUUUCUGAACAUAUGGUGCUGCUUAAUAUGAUUCGCCAGCCCGAUUGGGUAUAUGAAGUUCAUGCUCACGAAGCGAGAGCGUUUGAGCAAGAGACCAACCCGUAUAAUACGGGAAUGAACCUUAAUGCAGUCCAGAGGGCAGCAGUAGAGACCGCGAUUCAACAGCUUCCGGUUUAUAUCUUAAAAGGGAUCCCGCCUGACUGCAGUGACUGUCCGAUUUGUUUGGAAGAAUUCGUUGUCGGUCAAGGGGUUCGCGGGCUUCCUUGUGCUCAUAAUUUCCAUGUGGCGUGCAUCGAUAAAUGGCUUAUAUUAAACACAAAAUGUCCUCGAUGCCGUUGUAUAGUCUUUCCCUUUCUAAACCUAAAUAACCCGUCAACCAUUUCGGUUGAUCCUGACGGUCCAUCCGUUUCAACAACUCAGCACAUGAGAUCACAACCGUCUAGCUCAAUUUACCUUACGAGAAUGCAAAGUUUUCUCGUUCCAGCUCAAGAAGAAGAAUCAGUGCCAUCUGAUUCCAGCCCGAACCAGAGCCCGAUCCAGACCUCUAGCAACAGUUCGGAUGAUGCUGCUGUGGAAAUUGUAGAAGAUAAAGGUGAACCAUCUGGGCCUAUACAGUGAGUGUUUUGGGCCAGAAACUGUAAAUCAUAUAGUUUUUGGUUCAUUUUUACAGUUUUUAUGAGUUUAGGACUCAAGAAAGUAUAUACUUAUUUGGCAUGAGUAGAUGCUUGUUUUGGUUACCCUAAUUAAUGUAAUGGUUCCAAAAGCAUGAUCAUACUAUAAAACUAGUAAUGCCAUGUGACUUUUAUCA
Helianthus annuus (common sunflower) is the source of this 1495-nucleotide messenger RNA. RefSeq names its product E3 ubiquitin-protein ligase SIS3. Gene Ontology annotation, molecular function: ubiquitin-protein transferase activity. Lineage: Eukaryota; Viridiplantae; Streptophyta; Magnoliopsida; Asterales; Asteraceae. The coding region runs from base 196 to 1305 and encodes 369 amino acids. The record is from RefSeq and is a predicted model, not a curated record. Gene Ontology annotation, biological process: sugar mediated signaling pathway. The transcript is spliced from 10 exons.